AUGACCCAGCAAGACCAGAUGAUGAUGCAGCAGAUGGAGCAACUGCAAAGACUUGUAAAGGAGCAACAAAAACUAAUUACUUUUAUGAACCCAGGACUGACUUUUUCUCCAGGGCUCACAUCUCAGUUAAUCCCGAGGCUGCCAAGCCUUGCACCACACAUCCCUUCCCCUUCAUUUUCUGUAGAAAUGCCUCUGAAUGGCCCCUCACAGAUGGCUGAUAAUGGAAGCAUAAAGACCGUCACUGGAACAAUGCAGUCACCUGUGCAGCAAAGUACAAGUGAAUCGUCAUGUCUCAGCUCUGACACACAAAGUACUUCUUUGCAAGCUGAAUCAAAUUUAGAUGCUGGCCCAAAAUGUCUAUCCCCAGUUCGAGAAGAGAAGGACGAAGAGUCUAAUCCAGCACCUCUUUCACCUUUUGGCGUCAGACCACGAACCGCAACCCGGGAAGACAGACCUAUUAGACCCGGUGUUGGAGAAAGACAGAAGACCUUUGAAGAAUUUGUUGAAGAACAGCUUAAGGCAGAUUCUCAGAUUGUGGAUAAGGAACAGCUGCAGCCCAGAGAGAAUACCAGUGAUAACAAGAUUGGUUCCAGAAAAUCGUUCCUGAGACGUGGAGAAGGAAUUACUAGGUUUGAAAAAAAAACUGAUAACCAGAAUAAAGAACAAAGAAGGGGAUCUCUAACUAGGAGAGUAAGCUUUGACAGCCAACAUCAAAAAUCCUUGCCUGGUAUACAAGAUACAGGAAAGGGGCAAGUUAAAAAUCAGCUCGUUUUUCAGAGACAAGUCAGUAGCAAUUCAGUUUCAGCAACUAAAGAGAACAAUUUAGAUGAUAACUUUGAUAGACCAUUAUUCUAUAAGAAAGGAGAGGUUGCUCGAAAUCAGACUCCUUCAAAUGAAUUAUUGGAACAAAGUACUGGAGAAUCUUCCGUUUUUAUAGUACAGGAUGUUCAAGACAUAGCCACGUGCACAGAAAAUGUGCCAAUGGAGAAUUGCUUAUCUACAAAUUCUAUUUCCAGCAAGUCUGGAGAUUUUGAUAAUGAUAAAAUUAGAGAAGAUCCAAAAAAAUAUGAAUGGCAAAACUCAAACCAAAGCAUAUUGGAAAAAUACAACUAUUCAGAUCUUGAUCAACAAAACGGGGCAGUUGUGAUUAGUGAUCAUAAUAGCGUGUCUGCUAAUAACACAGAUUCUGACAUAGCAGGAUUCAAGAAAGUUAAUGACAAAAUAGUUAAAGUUGCUGUAGAGUCCAGCAGAAAAUUUGACCAGGCAAAACCUAAUCAAACAGGUCAACUUCAGAGAGGAAAGAGUGUCUCACAUAGCGAAACUGACAGUACAUCCUCUGAUAGUGAUGAUGACCCCAAAUCGCUUUGCUAUAAGUUGCCUAUGCGUGUUGUACCACAGAAAGUCAAUCAAGAAGACAAGCACCUAGAUUUAUCUGACCCAGACUAUGCCAGUGAUGAUCCAAGUGAUGUAGAUGAAAAAAAGUAUUUGAAGUCUUCAGCAAAGUUUUUUUUAAGUCAACAAGAUCACUCAUUGAGUACAAGUGGUAGCGAGCACAGUGUUGAAGACUUUAGGAGAAGAGGGAGCAAAGCGUUUUCGUCAUUUAGAAAACCUUCUUUUCGACGUCCACGGACUCAGAGAGUUGAGAAGGAACCUAAUGCGAAAAGUGUAUGUGAUGUAAACACAGAGUCAGCACAGCUCCGGAACCCACCUUCCACUAGUAAUCUUGUUGUAAGUCUUUUCCCUGCUUUCAAGGCCAAGGCAGAGCUACCUGAAAUCUUGGAACCAUCAAAGAAAACAAAUGAGGUGCAAAUUGACAACUCCAUGUUGGUCAAGAUGAAAGAAGAGCAAGAAAAAGCCAUGCAAUUUCUCAGAGAACAAAUAGAUCACUUUGAGAAAAUGAAAGCAGAAGAGCUCAGCCGAUUAGAAGAACUCAAACAAGCAGAAAUUAAAAAACUACAGAAAGAAAAUGAGGAACUGGCAAGACAAGCUUCAGCCAAGGCUAUUCGAGAUAGCGAGAAAAAUGAAGAAAUUCAGAUGCUAAAGCAACAAAUAUCAGAGCUGCAAGGAGAGUUUCGCAGAAAUGAGUCCCGAUGGUCUUCAAAUCAUGAAAAUCUCAGAAGCCAGGUUGAAGCUUUGACAAAGGAGAACCAAGAAUUGCGGGUAGAUCUCAGGACCUCUGAGAGUCAACGCAUAGAAGAGAACAACAGGGAAUCUUUGGUUUCACAAGCCAUUAUACGAGGUACAUCAUUCAGAAGGUCUAUCCAAAGGUCAGGACAGAGCUCGAAUAAAAGUCGAAGCAGCACCCCAGUUGGGAGGAAAACGCCUUCUGAGAAAUUGCAGUCAUCAGAAAACCUCAUUAAAGAAAGCAACCCCAUUGAAAGACCCGAGAUUCCAAGAUCAUCAACAAGAGCAGGAGACAAGGCAUUGUCUGGAAGCUUUCAAAGCAGGAGCACUACCCCAACUGGCAGGAAAACACCAGUUCAAGGACGGCUAACACCAUUUGAGCCAGAAAAGGUUGCCGCAAUAUCCGUUCACAGUGCUCACAGGAAAUCACCUGUCACUGUAUCGCACUUCAGUGUAUUUAAGGAUCCCAAUGUGUCUGCACAUACCAAAGGAAGAAGAUCAUCCCAGUCCGGUAGUUCAGAGGAUGCUCCAUUUAGUUCUCAGGGUAAUGAAGAUUUUAUAACCACCUCGCAGAGCUCCAUCGUGGCAAAUCAGGAUGCUGAUAACAAUGUAAGAAAGGUGCAAGAACAGCAGGAACAGGUGGGAGCCUCUUCAAGAAAGAUGAGAAGUCGCAGUGUGACACCUAGUGGAAGAAAAUCCUCCAUAGAACAUUCACAAAGUGUUGAAAUAAAGAACUCUGCACCAAAGUCAAUAUUAUCAAAAAGGUCAUCAUUUGUACGUGUGGAAAAUAAGAGUAGCGAAGAGGAUAAUGUCCAAGAAGAAACCCAAUAUCCAGAUGGAAAGGUUGAGAAGCUCUUGUCAGAUGGACGCAGAAUCGUCAUUUUCUCAAAUGGAACCAAAAAAGAAAUAAGUGCAGAUGAAAAAUCUAUAACUGUAUCGUUCUUUAAUGGAGAUACUAAGAAAAUAAUGCCAGAUCAAAGCAUAGUCUAUUAUUAUGCCGAUGCUCAGACUACUCAUACAACAUACCCUAGUGGUUUAGAGGUGCUGCAAUUCCCUAAUAAACAAAUAGAAAAACACCACCCAGACGGCACUAAAGAAAUUGUUUUCCCUGAUCGGACAGUAAAACUGCUCUUUAAGGACGGUCGUGAGGAAUCAACUUUCCCAGAUGGAACUGUUGUAAAAUCAGAAAAGACUGGAAAUAAGACAGUCAUAUUCAGUAACGGACAAAAGGAAAUUCAUACUUCUCAAUAUAAACGAAGAGAGUACCCCGAUGGCACUAUAAAAACUGUUUAUUCAAACGGUCGCCAAGAAACAAAGUAUUCCUCAGGACGUGUUCGAAUUAAGGAUCAACAAGGCAAUAUUAUCCUUGAUAAAAAAUAAAUUUCUAAUUGUGACCUGUAUCCAAUUGUCUUGGCUAAUUUGUUUUAUUUUCUUCUACAAAGUACUUUUAUUUUUAAUUUAUUUAAAUUUAUCUAGCG
This is a messenger RNA of Bombina bombina (fire-bellied toad), 3602 nucleotides long. Its product is annotated as centromere protein J-like. The coding region runs from base 1 to 3504 and encodes 1167 amino acids. Gene Ontology annotation, molecular function: tubulin binding. The transcript is spliced from 18 exons. Gene Ontology annotation, biological process: cilium assembly; centriole elongation. NCBI's taxonomy places the organism in Eukaryota, Metazoa, Chordata, Amphibia, Anura, Bombinatoridae. The record is from RefSeq and is a predicted model, not a curated record. Gene Ontology annotation, cellular component: centriole; centrosome; nucleus.